UGUGACCCGGGCCCGCCGCCCAUGUGGGCCCGCCCACCCCCGGCGCCGGGGACCCACCGAGGGGUCCCGGUGCCCGGGCGCCAGGCCCUGCGGCUGCUGCUGCUGCUGCUGCUGCUCCUGCUCGCGGCCGCGCCGUCGGGACGCGCAGUUCUCUGCAUCUCUGGUGGUUUACCCAAGCCUACGAAUAUUACCUUCUUAUCCAUAAACAUGAAGAACAUCCUACAGUGGAGUCCACCAGAGGGCCUACAAGGAGCUGAAGUUACUUACACUGUGCAGUAUUUUAUCAGAUAUGGGCAAAAGAAAUGGCUGAGUAAAUCCGAAUGUAGAAAUAUCAAUAGGACCUGCUGUGAUCUCUCUGUGGAAACUUCUGAUUAUGAACAUCAAUAUUAUGCCAAAGUUAAGGCCAUUUGGGAAACGAAUUGUUCCAAAUGGGCAGAAACCGGACGAUUCUAUCCAUUCUUAGAAACACAAAUUGGGCCACCAAGGGUUGCUUUGACCACAGAUGAGAAAUCCAUUUCUAUUGUCCUGACGGCUCCAGAGAAGUGGAAGAGAAGUCCAGAAGAAAGUUCUAUUUCCAUGCGACAGAUAUACUCCAACCUGAAGUAUAAUGUGUCCAUAUAUAAUACUAAAUCCAAUAGAAUGUGGUCCCAGUGUGUGACCAACCACACACUGGUGCUGGUCUGGCUGGAGCCAGACACUCUGUACUGCAUCCUUGUGGAAUCUUUCGUCCCAGGGCCACCUCGUCUUGCUCAGCCUUCUGAGAAGCAGUGUGUCCGCACUUUGAAAGACCAGACAUCAGCAUUGAGGGUUAAAAUCAUCUUCUGGUAUGUUUUGCCCAUAUCUGUUACCGUGUUUCUUUUUUCUGCGAUGGGCUACUUCAUGUACAGAUACAUCCAUGUUGGCAAAGAAAAACACCCAGCAAAUUUGAUUUUGAUUUAUGGAAAUGAGUUUGACAAAAGAUUCUUUGUACCCGCUGAGCAAAUUGUGCUUAAUUUUAUCACCCUCAAUAUUUUGGAGGAUUCUAAAAUUUCUCAGAAGGAUUUAAGUGUAAUGGAAAAAGGCAACGAUGUAUGGGAUCUGAAUGAGCCCCACCAAGACCAGGAGCCACAUCAGGCAGAAAUGGAGGUGAAACACUUGGGGUAUGCUGUACAUUUGGUGGACAUUUUCUGUGACUCUGAGGAAACAACCAAGGGUCUGCCCCUAACUCAGCAAGAAUCACCCAGCAGCACAAUGCCCACAGGUAAAGCGGUCAUUGAAUAUGAGUAUGCGGUAAGAACUGCUGACACCUGUGUGGGGCCUGGAGAUCACGACCUCAAUCUGCAGGAGGAGGUGUCCCUCCCAGGACAAUUCUUUGAGCAACAGACGGCUCUGACCAACCUGGGCUCCCCCACACCACUGUAUUCCUACGUCCCUCAGCUGCGAGACUUGGACCAGUGGCAGUGGGUGCACCCAGACACGAGAAAGGAGCCAGAUGAAAAGUCCUCCACCACACUUGUGGAUUGGGACCCUCGGACUGGUAGGCUGUGCAUGCCGUCAUUCUCUAGCUUUGAACAUGACUCAGAGGGAUGCUCACAUCCUGAGUACAAGGAGUUCACGGAAGAGGGCCUUUUGUCUAGACUCUAUGAGGAGCAGGCUCUAGAUGAGCCAUGAGAAGAAAGUGAAGUCUAUCUCAUGAAAUUUAUGGAGGAAUGGGGAUUGUAUGUGCAAAUGGAACACUAAUCCUUGAACUUCCCUUUGCCACACCCCUGCUGUUACAAGGCUCGUGGGUGUAAACAUAGGAGUGAUCAAACAAUAAAGUACGUGGAAUGAAAGACAGUUUACUCAGA
This is a messenger RNA of Nyctereutes procyonoides (raccoon dog), 1826 nucleotides long. RefSeq names its product interleukin 20 receptor subunit alpha (gene IL20RA). Gene Ontology annotation, molecular function: interleukin-20 binding. The transcript has 7 exons. The coding region runs from base 22 to 1650 and encodes 542 amino acids. The record is from RefSeq and is a predicted model, not a curated record. Lineage: Eukaryota; Metazoa; Chordata; Mammalia; Carnivora; Canidae.